AUGCAACGGCGACUGGCAGAGGACGUAACUCCGUACGAGCCCUGCGCCAUGCGCUACAUGGACUACUCGCCGUGCGAGGAUCCCAACCGCGCGAAGAGAUUCAUUAAAGCAAACCUCGCGCAUCGCGAACGACACUGCCCGAAGAGCUCCGAGCAGCUGAACUGCCUCAUCCCGCCGCCCGUCGGGUACAAGCGCCCGGUCCCCUGGCCGCAGAGCCGCGACGAGGCGUGGUACGUGAACGUGCCGCACAAGCAGUUGACGAUGGCGAAGGCGGACCAGAACUGGAUCCGGUACGACGAGCAGACGGAGAAGUUUUCGUUCCCUGGCGGCGGCACGAUGUUCCACAAAGGCGCGGAUCACUACCUGGAAGAGCUGGGCAAGCUCAUUCCGCUCACGGAUGGCUCCAUUCGCACGGCGCUUGACACCGGUUGCGGGGUGGGGAGCUUCGGCGCGUAUUUGCUGAGCCGCGGCGUGCUGACCAUGUCGCUGGCGCCGCGCGAUGGGCACGAGGCGCAGGUGCAGUUCGCGCUGGAGCGAGGCCUGCCCGCCAUGAUCGGCGUGCUGGCCAGCAAGCGCCUGCCUUACCCCGCGCGCUCCUUCGACCUCGCGCACUGCUCGCGCUGCCUUAUCCCGUGGUGGAACGAAGAUGGGCGCCUUCUGGCGGAGAUCGACCGCGUGCUGCGCCCCGGCGGGUUCUGGGUGCUGACGGGUCCGCCCAUCGACUGGCAGCACUACGCGCGCGGGUGGAACCGCACCAAGGAGGACCUGUCGGCGGAGCAGGACCGGCUGGAGGCGGCGGCGGCGAAGAUGUGCUGGCGCAAGUACAAGCAGGCGGGCAUGUUCGCGAUAUGGCAGAAGCCUUUGGACGGCGCGUGCCAGAAGAGCCGCGGGGACUCGAGCCCGCCCAUGUGCCCCGCGGACCAGGAUGCGGACCUGUCGUGGUACACGCCCAUGGCGACGUGUCUGACUCCUGUGCCCGCAGCAGACAGCAACGGCGUGGCGGGCGGCAGCGUGGACAAGUGGCCCGCCCGGCUCACCGCCACGCCGCCCCGCAUUGCCCUUGGUCUGCUCUCAGGCAAGCCUGGCGUUGCUCUUGCUAGCAGCGCGGCUGCCUCUACCGCGGAUGAUGUGGAGGAACGUGCAGAGGAGGAGGCGCAGGAGAGUGCGGAGGAGGUUGCAGAGGGGGCGGCGGAGGAGGAGGGGGCCAGCGGAGAUGAUACGGAGAGCAAGGAGGCGGGUGAGGAGGAAAAGGCAGGGGUUGAAGAGGAGAAGGAGGGGGGAAGUGAGGAGGAUAGCACGGAGGGUGAGGAGGAGAGCACGGGGGGAAGCGAGAAGGAGAGCAAAGAGGGAGGCGAGGAGGAGAGCAAGGAGACAAGCGAGGAGGAGGCAGAUGAGGAGAGGGCAGAGCGGGCACAAGAGGAGAGCGGUGGUGGUGCUGUGAUCAAAGAGGAGAGCAGCGAGGAAGAGGAAGGCAGUGAGGGCAAAGCUGAGGAAGGCAGUGAGGAGACAAGCGAGGAGAGAAGCGAGGGCAGUGCAGAGGGCGGUGACGAGGCAGGCGGGGAGGAAAGCAGUGAGGACGUACAGAGGCGGCGGCUGAAGGGGGAGAGUGAGGGCGGGGUUGUGGUGGAGGAUCUGACAGUGGAGGACUUUGCAGCGGACUCUGACAAGUGGAGGCAGCGCGUGCGCUGGUACAAGCGCACCCUGCUGCCGGACCUAGGGCAGGAGGGCGGGCAGUACAGAAACAUCAUGGACAUGAGCGCGGGCAUGGGCGGGUUUGCGGCCGCGCUGGGGCAUGAUCCUGUGUGGGUGAUGAAUGUGGUGGCUGUGGACAGAGGGGACGCCUUUGGCGGGGAUGCUGAAGGCUCGGAGGCACCAGCGCAUGUGUCGUUUGGCGCGGCUAACUCCCUCGGGGUUAUCUAUGACCGCGGGCUGCUGGGAACGUACCAGGACUGGUGUGAAGCGUUCUCCACGUACCCCCGCACCUAUGACCUCGUGCAUGCCAACGAGCUCUUCUCCCAGUGGACUAGCAGGCCGUGCCCAGUGGAGCAGGUGCUGCUGGAGGUGGACCGCAUCCUGCGCCCUGAGGGAGUGGUGCUCAUUCGCGAUGACCUUGCCACACUGCGCCGCAUCAAGCACAUUGCGCCGGCACUGCGCUGGGACGCACGCAUUGAGCGCCCCGGAAAGGAAGAUUCCGUGGGCAAGGACGGCGACGAGGAGGUGGUGCUUGUGUGUACCAAAAAGUAUUGGACGUCUGGUUAG
This is a messenger RNA of Closterium sp. Naga37s-1, 2259 nucleotides long. The record is from the annotation of a GenBank genome assembly. Lineage: Eukaryota; Viridiplantae; Streptophyta; Zygnematophyceae; Desmidiales; Closteriaceae.